AUAAAAUUCUGCUUUUCAGUGGGCACAAGUCGAGAAUCUGAAUAUAUCGACGCAAGGUAUUGCGUGAUGGUUUCUCGAUUGUACGGUAAUUUUUACAUUGUCAAACCCGGAAGAUACUUGCUUAGGAAAUAACCUGUAGGACAACUAUGCAGCCUUAAGCUGUAUAAUACAUUCGUCCAAGCAGCUGGGAGGCAUAUUUUGUAUGACGCGGUGUGUGUGGUUUAGAAAUACACAUCGCGAAGGCGCAAAAACGCAAUAAAUCGCUUAACAUCGUUCGCCGCAGAAAACAUAGGGGUAAAAUAAAUAUAAAACACCACAACCCCCCGACCAUGUCUGCCGAUUUCAUUACUUUUUCCGCUGAAGAUACGACCACUUCGGGAUUUGCACCUCACACCUGAUUGCCUUGACGGUAAUAAGAAGACCUGGCGGAAAUGGGGAAAAUAUUCUGUUUCUGCGACGUCUGCUUAUUUUAAUUUGGUUUUUAUUCAUCACUGUAUUAAUUAGUGGAGUUGGACUGAUUUUUUCUUGGUAGUUUACUAUAACUAAAACGUAUUAGUAUUUUUGUCUGAGGUUACGAUUUCAUACUCGGCUUUGUACUGUAGUUUUCAAUUCCGCUUCUCCUUACUGGAUUGCCCUCCCUUUUUUGAGGCCUUUGCAUUUAAAUAUUAUUAUUACUACCAUGGAGCAUUCGGGCUGCGUUAAUAUUUGCAGCCUGACCAGCACUUUGCCGGUCAUCCCCUAUCAGAAACUGACGGACUUGCAUUACUUGAGCCGAGGCGGCUUCGGCACCGUGUUUAGAGCCCAGCACUCUGACUGGAGAACCACCGUGGCCAUCAAGUGCCUCCAGCUGGACUCCCCGGUUGGAGAAAGGGAAAGGAACUGCCUGUUGAAAGAAGCAGAGGUUCUCCACAAAGCCAGGUUCAACUACAUCAUCCAGAUUUUUGGUGUUUGCAAUGAGCCUGAAUUCUUCUGCAUUGUCACAGAGUUCAUGAGCAACGGAUCACUAGACCACCUUCUGCAUGAGAAAGAUUUGUAUCCAGUGCUUGCCUGGCCCUUGAGACUGCGGAUUCUUUAUGAGAUUGCCCUGGGGGUCAACUUUCUACAUAACAUGACCCCCCCAUUACUCCACCAUGACCUGAAGACUCAGAACAUUCUGCUGGAUGCUGAGUUCCAUGUAAAGAUUGCAGACUUUGGGCUUUCUAAGUGGCGCCAGCUGUCCAUUAGUAAAGCAUCUGGUUCUAAGCCUCCAGAAAUGGGGGGUACAGUGAUCUAUAUGCCCCCUGAGGAGUAUGAGCCCUCCAAGAACCGACGAGGUGAUGUAAAGCAUGAUAUGUACAGUUAUUCGAUAAUUAUGUGGGAAGUUUUGUCAAGAAAAAUACCUUUUGAAGAAGCUACUAACCCCAUGCAGAUCAUGUUUAGCGUUUUGCGAGGAAGCCGACCUGACACAGGCCCUGAGAGCCUGCCGAUUGAGAUUCCCAGCAGAGACACUCUUAUCGACCUGAUGAGCUGUGGCUGGGCCAGUAACCCAGACGACCGCCCUUCAUUUCUGAAGUGUUUGAUUGAACUGGAGCCUAUGGUUAGAAGAUUUGAUGAAAUCAUGGUUCUAGAAGCUGUGCUGGAAGUGAAAAAAGCUAAAUUAUUUAGCAGGCAUGCUUAUUCCUCAGGAUCUUUACGUGAGAAGAAAUUCUCCAAAGAAGAAAAAACUCUAAAUAUAAUAAAAGACAACAUUCCUUGGCUGGAAACAAGCUCUGCCUCUGGAUCUUGCUCCUCACAGGAAGCAGAGAUGUCUCAGCCCCAGUUCCUGACUAUCAGCAGUGCACCGGCUUCCAAAGAAAGUGAAGAAUGUCCUUGUGAACUAGAUUUAAAGCAGUUGGAGCAGCCAAACAAAAGUCAAUAUAACAUACUUCCACGCACAAAUGCAGGUGUUUCUGAUGCCAAUCCUCUGUCCUGUAUGACCAGCCCAAUGCAGGAUCUUCCCAUGUCCCUUAUUGCACCCAGUUUGGAGAAUAACCUGCAGGAGGGCACAUACCAAACUGCAAAACAUCAGCCAGACCUCAAUAUCCCUUUCAAGCCCAGCAUCCCAGAAACAGAGUAUGAGGAGAAGCUCAGCUACAUGACUUUGCAGCCAUGCACAGCAGGUUUUGUCCCGCAGUGUACACAGCCAGGCCCAGCCGCUCAGUGGAUCCAGGUGAAGAGGGAGGACAUUGUGACACAGAUGACUGAGGCUUGUCUGAACCAGUCCCUGGAUGCCCUUCUGUCUAGGGAGCUCCUCAUGCGAGAAGACUACGAGCUGAUCUCCACCAAGCCCACCAGGACAGCCAAAGUCAGGCAGCUGCUGGACACCUGUGACAAGCAGGCAGAGGAGUUCUGCAGAGUUGUCAUUCAGAAGCUGAAGGACAACAAGCAGAUGGGCCUGCAGCCUUACCCAGACAUGUCUUCCCCCAGCCCUGCACCCAGCGGCCCCAUGUUGAUGUCCGUAAUCGAUAACCGCAAGAUGUAAACAAGCACUCGAACAACAAAAUACAGAAAUUAGCUUUCUUUAUUUUAACAUGGCUCAUUUCUAAUAAGCAUACGGAGGACUGUUUUAUUCAUCUAAAUUAUAUCAAGGAAAAGGUAUUAACUAUUUUCCAGUAUUUAUCAUUAGACUUUGUGGAAACUUGCUCACCAUGCCAAACAUUAUGAAUGCCCCCAAAACAUACUGCAACAGGAAUGUUUGUGUUAAAGCUUUUUUUCAGAAACAACAGCAAAAUGGGACUUCAGCCUUUAAUCUUUCAAAUUUCUCUUGGGCAUUGUAUGCCCAGGAGAGAUCUGCUUGGCUCAGUAUGACUUAUCAAUCCAGUGAAGCUAACUUCUCAUUUUCUGCUGUUAAUCAGUUGGAAGUGUUUACAACUUAUGGAUGCAGUUUUAGAAGAUACUUUGUUUUCUUUCUUGGAAAAACAAAGUCUUUAAAACAGAAAAAUUGUAUUUUAUCUCAACAGGACAAAUUAAGGGUUAAGGGAGGCAGAGGUAUGCCAGGUCUUCAUAAUGUAGAACUUUCCUCUAAACAUUACUCUACAGCAAGUCUGUCCAUAAUAUGCAUCUUUUUAAAAAGUUAUUCUGGAAUAUAAAAUCAUUGGUCAUUAAGGUAAGCAGCAGUUUGGUAGGUAUUAGCAGUGAGAAUAGUUUCUGGAAUAUGUCACAAUCUCUGUACAGGAUCACUUGAAUGAAGCAACUCUACACACAAAAAAACAAAGAUGGCAAGGUACGAGUACUGUAUAUAGUUUAGUAUUAGGUACAAGUAUAGUCUAGGUCAGUAGUAGAACAAAUACGCCACUAAUUACCCAAGUAGAACACAACAUUUUCAUUAAAAUGGGUGAAUUUGAUAUAUACCUGACCACUCAUUAAGCAAAAUCUAGUGCAACCUCUAGUGAUGUGAUAGUAAUGCUCACACCCAAUAAUGGGCAAUUCCUUGCAAAUGUAUUCACCCCAUCAAUAAUCUCAAAUUUUCAUUAAUUACAGAUCAUAUAGGCUAUUUUUUUUACAAAUUAACAUUUUAAUUUAAAACUUUUUUUAGCACUGUUAAACAAGAAGAUUGAAUGUCACAAUAACUUACAAAGAAGAUAUAUAAAUUUAAAAGGGAUUGUCAAUUAAUUUACAUUGAUUAAAAGAAAUACAAAUUUCAUACAUAUAUACAAAAUAAAAUGACUGAUUCAUACUCCUAAGCCACUUAUGUACUGCAUCUUUUAUCACAGCUUCAGAAGGUGGUGGAAGCACCUUUCGCAACAGCUACUACUGUCAGUAUUCUGGAGAAGUCUGUACCACCUUUAAAGAUUUUUCCUGGCAAAAUUGCUCCAGUUCUGACAUGAUUGUUUGGCAUUCCAGAUAGACUGCAAUUCUCUGGUCUCACCAUAUGUAUUCAAUUGGAUUUAAAUCAGGAUGUUAACUGUGCCUCUCAAGAACAAUCGCUCUCUUCUUCUCAUACCUCUCCAGUAUGGUUUUGGUAUUGAGCCUCAGAUAAUUAACAUGCUGAAAUGUGGAUUUUCAGUGCAACUUAGAUUUUAGCCUGAUUCAUGCAGAUUUUUCUUUUGAUGCACCUGUACUUUGCUUCAUCGAUUUUCCCUAGGCUUCUUAAUCCAUAACAUGUUGAUGCCACCACCAUGCUUGCUGGAAUAGUGCUGACUCAAUGAUCUGAUGUUUUGGACUUACUGUCCUGCACUUACGUAGGCUUUGUUUAGACAAAUAUUUUGAUUUCUGUCUUGUCUAACUAUAAAACCAUCCACUUCAUCUACAGUCUGUUACAUCCAGGAUUUAAGAUGAGUCUUUUUCAGUAGUCUAUUUUUUCUUACUUUUUUUUUCUUUUCUCACCUGUGCCAGCAAAAUUUGUUUAGGGACCAGGGUAUUGUUGAUAUAUGAACAGUGACUCCCAUCUUGGAUGGAACUGUGCAAAUAUUUUACAGUAAGCUUCACAGCAGCAUCCUCAUCAGGUUUCCUGCUUUCCUGGCUGCUCCAUUUGAUGUAAAUCUCUGUGUUAAAGUGCACUUUUUAUGGUCGAAUCAUGGACGCUUUAUCCCUUGACUUGUUUCAAGUACAGUAGAUUGUCUUUUUUUCAUAUCUGUAUGUGAGAUUUGGUUUGAAAAUCGAUAUUGCUUGAGGGAAUGUACCUAGAAAGAUGUAUUUACUCUGAAGUAAUGUUAAUCCACGUCGCUUAACACAGAUCAUUACACUAAUUUUGUGACUAUGAAAACUUGAACCUCAAAUUAUGGUUGCCAUUGCAAAGAGGUUGAAUACUUAUGGUUAGAGGUUAAUACUUAAUUAAGAAUCUUCUGAUAUUUUUUAUAUGUUUAAAUACUAUCAAUAUUUCUAGCUUUCUCAGUUUGGAGUAGAUUGUAAAUAUUCUAAAUCAAAGUCCUAUUUAAAAGUGUCUUGAUUGCAAGAACAGAAAGCAACAAAAUGUGGGAAUUGUCCAAGGGAAUAAAUACUUUUUCAAAGCCCUGUAGGUCUGUUUCACAUCGAGACUUGUUAUCCACAACUGCAAUUUUAAUUCUGAAGUUCUGAAAGAUUUCCUGCCCUUAAAUUGACUUUUUUCUGUGAUACAUUAAUGAGAGCCCUUUUCUCAGAUGGUUUGUGUCUGAACUAUGUUUUUAAAGAUUUGUUUUAAGUAGUCGUCACACUUGACAGUUGGCUGGAUAGAUGUGACUGAAAAAAACAUUUUGUCCAGUAAAGUAAAAUCUUUUAUUUUACAGACUUUAAAAAACAGAUGGGAAAGUGUUACAUUCUCACACUACUGACCUGUCCUCCUGGGUGUAUUGCAGUUAUAGUUUCCCUCAGCUGGUCAACCAGUAUGAAAUCUUUUCAUGACUUUCACUUUAUUUAUGAAUGGAUCCUUCAAAACUAUUUGCAGUUAUAAAACUUCUUGUCAUUCAUCAGGAUCAACUAGUGCAAAUACUGUAUGUCUUUACUGUGCUACCAAUAAAAUCUAGAUUCUUAGCUGUUACUAUACAUUAAGAAAAUGAACAGUAUUAAGGUGAUCAAACAUAGGACAUAGGAUCAUUCAGACAGCAGUGCACAUGCUCUAAAAGGCAGUGCUCAGGUGUUAUAUUGUUAAAACAUGUAACAUUGAUAUAUUCCCUUGUGUCAUUCAGUUUACAGUAGUAUUUUCAGACACAAUGUGUUGGACUAAACAGGAUAAGUAGAAAUGUCUCUUCAACAUAUGCAAGAAAAUACUCAAUUUAGAAAUAAAAUCGCUCUUUUGAUUUGGGGAUCACAAGGUGAUCACAGGAAGCAAGCAGCUUACGUACGGAAUACCUGUGUUCAAUCCAAGGUGCUAUUGAUCUUCAUUCUGGAUAGGACUGUGAUAAGGAGAGUGCAUUGUUGUGCAGGCUCUACUAUUUAAUACCUCACUGUUGGAAGAGCACAUCCAACAUGUCUGCAGUACACAGUAACAGGUUGAUGAUGCUGAACACAUGUAUGCAGUGGUUGUUUUUCCUUUGGUGUGCAAUAUUUUACAGCUUUGGCAACUUAAUAAAACCACAGUGGCUGGAGGAAACGUAGCUUGGCCAUAACACUUGGACUAUGGGACUCUGAAGAGGAGCCAAGGGGGUGAUGCAAUGGCCUGGAUGGGAUGGAGGAAGGGGUGUAAAGUGAUUAAGACUGCAGAAAAGUAUAUUUGUUCCUCAUAUUCAUAAUGGGGCUAAGUUGAAGGGUUUGUUUUUUCUUUUAUGAUGAUGGAGUUUCAACCUUUCUGCUCUUUUUGCAAACAUUCAUUUAAUGCCAUGUAUGAAAAAGGAAAGUGUCAUUUUCCUACAUUUCCUGCAUUUUGUCCUUUUUAUGAACAUUUAUUAAAGUUAAUCUCAAAUGUAGCAAAAUUAGAGGCUAUCAAGCCAAUGCUUAUGUUUCCUUUUCGAAACCACACAAAACCUGUUUUUCUGUUGCAUGCAAUACAGUAGAUUUUGAUUUUAACAGAAUAGUAAAUUCACAACCGGUUUUGGUUGGGGGAGUGUUAAUGUGGAGAUGAUGAGGGAGAAUUUUACCCAUUGUUGUAUGCUGUUUUGUUUUGCUUAUUUGGGUUUGCCAGUGUGCUUCCCCUUCUGUAGCUUUACUGUGGUGUACCAUGUUACAAGCAGAGUAAAUUGUAAUGCAACACAGAGAAAGGAUACUGAAGCACAGAAAGAAAUCAUAAAGCUUCAUUCAUACUUUAAGAAACCAUGUUAAAGCCCGUCUGUAAGUAUGAUGAGAAUGUGAAUAAGUACAGUAUGAGUAUGGGCAUAAGUAUGGGAAACCUAGGAGGACCCUAGUAAUGUCAUGCAGUUUUACCAUGGUAAACAUUCAGUAAGAUUUUGUGGGGGUUCAGUCCAGAAAAUAUUUUAAUAAGUAUUAAUAAAGUGACGGAAAAGUCACUAUAUACUGUACAUUUAUUGAUGGAGCUCUAAACUAAAGUGUUAACAAGAGUAAUUAAUCUGAGAGAGGGGGUUUUGGGAAGUGCAUUAAUUCAAUAAAUACACCUUUUCAUCA
This is a messenger RNA of Lepisosteus oculatus (spotted gar), 6990 nucleotides long. RefSeq names its product receptor-interacting serine-threonine kinase 2 (gene ripk2). Lineage: Eukaryota; Metazoa; Chordata; Actinopteri; Semionotiformes; Lepisosteidae. The record is from RefSeq and is a predicted model, not a curated record. Gene Ontology annotation, molecular function: protein kinase activity; ATP binding. Gene Ontology annotation, biological process: regulation of apoptotic process; protein phosphorylation; signal transduction. Gene Ontology annotation, cellular component: cytoplasm.